Chironomus riparius is the source of this 1092-nucleotide messenger RNA. The record is from the annotation of a GenBank genome assembly. NCBI's taxonomy places the organism in Eukaryota, Metazoa, Arthropoda, Insecta, Diptera, Chironomidae.
AUGCAAAGAUUUGAAGAAUGUCCAGAAGAAGUUCGUGACAAAAUAUUCUCAUACCUAACAAUACAGGACUUCAAAAAUGCAUCUUUAGUGUCUAAGCAUUGGUAUAAUUUAAUUGGACAGUCAAAAUUGUGUAUGAGGAAACUACGGAUUAAUAAAUGUGAUUGUUUUGAAGAUUUUGAGAGUAUUUUGAACAGCAAUCGUCAAUAUCAGCACUUGACUCUUAUGAUUGAACAAUCGGAACUGAAAAAAAAUACUAAAUACCUGCGCGUUUUACGUGAUAUUGUUGAGAAAUUCUCAGAGUCGCUACUAUAUCUUAAAAUAUCACAGGACCUAAAAUUGAAGGAUGAUCUUCUAAAGCUAAAGGAGCUUCAAAUUGUGUUGAAUAAUGAAAUUCGACUUCCUGUAAACUUUAUCGUAUCAAAUGGAUUAAUUACAAAAGCUAUAAAUUUAAAGAAAUUAUUAAUUAAGUUUCACAACUUUGACGCAAAAUCACUUCAGUACAUUAGAGACGCUAUUUUAAUGCAUGAAAGCCUAAAAAUAUUAGAGAUGGAAACCCAUCACAUUAUCCAAGAACUUAAUCAAAAUGACAUUAAAUUAAAGCUUUAUGAAAUUCACUUAAAUUAUGGAGGAAAGCCAUUAAAAGCUUUUGAGCAGUUCUUCGAUACACAGAUUUCAUCACUACAAGUCAUUGAUAUUCCAUUAGAGAAAAAUUUCAUUAAUUAUUUUAUAUCAAAGUUCCCAAAACUUCAUACUCUUAUCAUUAUAUUUGCUUUAUAUUCAGCUUAUGAGAAGCAAAUGGAACAAGAAAAUUUCGAAUAUACCAAAAAUUGGUCGAUAAAAAAGCUCAUAAUUAAAGGAUAUUUCACUAAGGAGAAUCACAUGUUCUUUCAUGCAUGCGAAAUCAUCAAAAAGUUCUUAAAUCUUCAAGAAAUCGAAUUCGAAUACCUUAAUCCAGGAAUGUUGCCUCACUUGAACGACUGUCAAUCACUUAAAAUUGUCAAAUAUAAGCACUUGAAUUUUAAAUUUCCACAAUCACAAAACGAUGUUAUGACACAGCAUGAAAGAUUAAAAUUUGUACAAAUUGAGCACUAA